CGAAGAAAUAUAUCGGUUACAUUCAGCUCACGAGGCUAUCACUCGUUUACACUCUCAAUUGUCGCACGCAGCUCGGUUGUUUAGGAGGAACAUGAUCUCUUCCUGACGACAUUUAGUAGGAAGCACGCUGUUCUAGUGCUAUACUCUGGUUUAAAUAUAUACUAGCCUCGCGCCGCCCGCCCAUUAUCAGCUAUGACUAUGAGUGCGGGAUACACAGUUUCUCCCGCAUCGCUCGACGUCCGCGAUUCCCUUAAGGACCGGGCGCAACAAACCCACCACGACACCCAUUACAACUACCAUUUUAGCAACAAUAACAACAAUCAGAAAGGUCCCGUCACGCCUGUCGAGUCUCAUCUACUGUCGCCAUAUUCUUCCCACCUUCAAAGCAAUUCUGCCUCUCCUACGGGCAAUUUCAACACCCCCGCAGACUCUGUAUCCACCGAUAUCUACCAGUCGAGUGACCUCAGUGGUAGCGAAUUUGGUGACGCCUUCCUUACCGUCGACUACAACAACGUCGAUUUGCCUCAAUUCCUAAACAGCUUCGACGACCCGCAAGAUUCCCUAAAUCAUUAUACACAAGAUCAGGACAAUGGUGCUAUAAAUGUUAGAUAUCCUUUGAGCCCUCACUUGACGCCUUGUAUACCGUCGACCUCGGCAUUCAGCAGUGGUCUAGAUGCUAGUGCCGACUUUGGGACUUCGGCGCCAGCUCAGCAAUUCCCGAACCAAGCCCGACCUUCUACGAAUUCCAUUGACUCAAACCAAUCCGCGCCACAGCUGACGCCUGAUACUAAUGGUGGUAGUUUUUCAAGUGAUGACAACCCUGCAUUAACUACUCUCGCUAUGGCUACGCAAAGUCCGCGUGUGACUGUCUCCAUGUGGAAUCGGGAUGAAGAGGCUCCGGUGCAAGGUGUUGAAAGAUCUUUCACUGCGGGCGCUGAAAGUCCUCGGACUGUGCACGCCUCACACGCCUCACACACCUUGGCAGGCGAUUUAGCUGGGCAACCCACCCAUGAAAGCAUAGAAAGUGUUUUGCGAGACGCGCACGGCAGCUGGAUACCAAACACUGCUGGUGGAUAUCGGGGUCUUGCUCCUGGAAACCGUCCUUCUGACGAGGUCCCAAGCCCUAACCAGCAAGCGUCUCGCAGAGAACGCGAGGAGAAGAACAAAGAAGUCUUCGAUUGGGUUUCUUGGUCGGCCGGUAACCCAAAUGACCUUUCUGGUGGACCGGAUGGCUCUUCUAACAUAGUUGCUGGCGGCCAAGACUCGGACGACGACAAUAUACCCACCGGCGAAAUUUCCCUUGGAGAUACGACCGAGAAUAGACACCUCCCUGGUCAGGCAUACCUUAAUGUAGACGCUCCUGGCGGACCCCUCACGCAAACCGACUUCGAUAUAAUGCGACAGCUCCCAACUUGGGGUGAUGCGCCGACCAUUCAUGCCAUCCAGUCCAAUUCUCAAUACCAACCGGCAACGUCACAAGCUGCCAUUGAAAAAUUCCAGCGGCAAUGUCAAGACAAUGAAUCGAUUGUUUCAAGAGCAGCUACUUGGGGAACUCGACGGAGAAGCUUGCCCAGUCUUGUGGACAUGGAAGGUAUAGUCAGUGGAAAUUUCUUGAAAAAACUAUCUAUCAGCGGUCAUACCCGUCGUCCAAGUUUCAUCAAAAGGUUUCCUAGUCUUCGGAAGCCCAGCCCCAGUCAAAUAUUGAAGCGUAAGAAUAGCAAUGCUAGUGAUAUGUCGCCAGAAGAACUCGAAGACCAGGAGCGUCGCCGGGAGUCUAAGGAUACACUGGCACCACCGUCGCGCACUUCUAGUUGGGGGAUUAGUGGGAUUGGUGGUAUCAGCAAGAAGCCUACGCCUUCUCUGAACACCGCUUUAGUUGGAAUCGCUACUGGCGCUGCCUCUAUCGGUACCACCCAUGCCCGAAGCGGUUCGAUUAGUGCAACAUCGAUGACUUCUCCUAAGAGCCCAUUCGGAUCUCUUAGUGUACCACCUAUGAAGAAUACACUCACAAGGAGGAGGAGCAAAACGGAGCUUCCGAAGGGAUCCAACCCAGAGAAUAUAAUUGGAAUGCUGAAGAAACAGGGCGGCCCACCUGUUGCUUCACUAGCAAGAACCCAUCCUGCACCAGAACAAGACGAAGACGAAGACGAUGAUGAUGAGGGUUUCGACGACGGCGAUAUUAAGACUGAACCAAGCAAAGGACAAAUCAUUGAGCCAACAAAUGCGGGUUUCCGGAGCCAUAUCAUGGAAUUGAAUCCUCAGUUCCCGCGCGAGAACAGCUGGUUGGCUGACCGUAUUGCAUAUCAAAUGGUUAUGCGUUAUAAGCAGCUUCAAGGUGCUAAGGUCAAACACUUGGGUCAGGUUAAUCAACGCAAGUGCCCAUGUGGUACGUUGUGCCUUUCACUUGGCGGAUCAGCCGUUCCCUUAGAUGGAAGAGGAGGUGAACGAGGUGUCGAUCCCUUGUCAGCUCGGCCUGAUUCUUCUGACGGCGACACGAAUCCUCUCGAGGGCGGUAUCAACUCGGAAAGCUUUCCUCUUGGUAUUCCUAUGCCCCCGACCAUGUCCCUCCCAGCGGAAUUCGAGUGCCAGCUGUGCUUCACGAGCAAGAAAUUCCAAAAACCAUCCGACUGGACCAAACACGUCCAUGAGGACGUCCAGCCGUUCACGUGUACUUGGGAAAAGUGCCGUGACCCAAAAAUGUUUAAACGAAAAGCUGACUGGGUUCGUCAUGAAAACGAAGGCCAUCGCCACCUUGAGUGGUGGUUAUGUGACGUAGACGACUGUCGGCACGUAUGCUACAGACGCGACAACUUCCUGCAGCAUCUCGUUCGUGAGCAUAAGUAUACUGAACCGAAGAUCAAGACGAAAGCCGCCAUCAAGAAGGCUGGUGGCGGUGACCGUACUUGGCUGAAAGUGGAGCAGUGCCACGUUGAGACACAAGUAAAGCCGUCCGAAGAGCCUUGCCGAUUCUGUCGAAAGACGUUCCCUACCUGGAAGAAACUGACAGUCCACUUGGCAAAACACAUGGAGCAUAUCAGCCUCCCUGUUCUAGACGUAGUGAAAAGGAAAGAACUAGACGCGGACACAAUAAUCAGCCCAAUCCAAGACCCUCCUCGCCCUAACUUCCCGAUAUCUUCAAUCAAACAGGAACAUUCGCCGUUUAUUCCGCAAGGCGCUAGUACGUCAUCAAAUCCUAUUCCGAUGGACUACAGCCCAGGAAACCUCAGCUUUGGCAUGCCAAAUAUGUCACUUCAAACGUCCUACUUCGGUCAGCACCAGAUGGCUCAACAGUAUGCUGAUAUGUCUCCCAACCCGGGGGCUAACUUAAUGGGGCCAAGUUAUAACAUCCAUCAACCUCCACAACCUCAGUACCAUCCGCUGCCAGUCACCACAGGCCCCUCUUAUGGUUCUUCUGCGAAUGCCUACAUGAAUAUACAAUCUCAGCAAGAAGGACUGGAGCCAUUCCCGCAGCUCGAUCUCAAUCCUCUAGGGAUCCAGGAGCCUGGUGGAUCUUUUGGUUAUGAUAACCUCGGGAAUCCUACCAUGCAACCUGUCGAGCAGUAUGGCAAUCACCCGGGUUCAGUCUCACCAUACAGCCACUCACCCCACCAAGGCCACGGCUCCUUCUAUAACCCAUGAAUGAUAGACCAAUUUUUUUUGUUUUUGUUUUUUUGCGAUGCAUGUUUGGGAUUUCUCCUUACAACAGAUACCCCGAGCUGGAGUUCGCCGGAUGGCCUUGGUUGAGCAGGGUAAACUUCUCUACGUUCCUGAAAUCAUUUGCUUAGGAUUUUUAUAUGCAAUCUAACGAUAUCCCAUGGCGUUGUUUGGA
Messenger RNA from Annulohypoxylon maeteangense, 3829 nucleotides. RefSeq lists its product as uncharacterized. The coding region runs from base 193 to 3639 and encodes 1148 amino acids. Lineage: Eukaryota; Fungi; Ascomycota; Sordariomycetes; Xylariales; Hypoxylaceae. The record is from RefSeq and is a predicted model, not a curated record. The transcript has a single exon.